AACCUACCAUAUAUCACUGAUUCUUAUUUGGGAACUUGUAGGCCAACACCCACACUUUCUCUCUCUACUUCUUGAUUUUCCGGCCCCUCUCUUUCUCUCUCUCAUCAGAGACAGCAGUCAACCACAAAGGAAAGAGAGGAGGGAGAAAAAAAAAAAAAAAAAAAAAAAGGAGCCAACCCCACUACUACUCCCACUUGUUCCUUAAAAAUAAUAACCUCAAAAAAAAAAUUCUUCAUAUUUCUCUCUCUAGGAUUGUGUCCUCCGAUUGAUGCCAAUUGGACGAGGAUUUUGAGCAUCAAGGAAGUUUUCUGGGACCAAACGUUAAACCUGUGUCUUUGGUUUCUGUUCUUUCCGAGAAAAUGGAUUUUAUGGAGCCACAUAGUAACAAAAGCAACAACCAUGGUGGCGGCGGCGGUGGGAAUGGUAAUGGUGGUGGUAGUAGUAAUAAUAAUACCUCCGACCACCACAACCACCUCCACCACCGUCCAACCCCACCGGCGAAUCAAGAACCGCCGCCGUCUUCCCUCCAAUUGGUUCCACACCUAAGUCAACCCGACCCGGCUGGCGCUGGGUCCGGCAAGGCCCCCGCCACCCAGCCCCCCCAUGAUCCAUUCAUGGGCUCCAUUUCAACGCCCAAUACAAACUCUGGAGCUUCCACCAAAGUGGUCGCCAAGAAGCCUUCCAAGGACCGGCACACCAAGGUCGACGGCCGGGGCCGCCGGAUUCGCAUGCCGGCGUUGUGCGCCGCCAGGGUGUUUCAGCUGACUAGAGAAUUGGGUCACAAAUCCGACGGUGAGACCAUAGAGUGGCUGUUGCAGCAAGCGGAGCCGUCGAUUAUCGCCGCCACCGGAACCGGCACAAUUCCGGCCAAUUUCUCGACCCUCAACGUGCCUUUGCGCAGCAGCGGGACUACAAUUUCAGCUCCGGCCACCAAGUCCGGGCCGCUCUUUAUCCACGGCGGCGCCACCGCUAUGCUGGGGUUCCACCACCAGCUCUCCUCCGCCGGUUACGGGCACGACCCGGAUGAGAAUUACAUGAAGAAGAGGCUAAGAGAGGACACAAGUGGCGCAACCUCACCCUCAGCCGCUAAACCGGAUAGAACCGGAGUCCAAGGACACGAACCGGGGGCAGACUCUAUACCCGGUUCAUCUCAACCCUCCAGCUUUAUCCCUGCUCCGGCCAUGUGGGCGGUGGCCCCCGCCGCCGGAAACGUCGGCAACACGUUCUGGAUGCUCCCCGUGAGCGGCGGCGGCGGCGCCACCACGGCCACCGUAGGAGUGGCGGCAGCGGCGGCGGCGGCGGCUCAGCAAGAGCAACACCAGUUUUUGCACUACAAGGGAUCAGCUGGGAUGCAAAGGAUUGGCGGGUUCGAGUUCCCCGGAGGUGGCCGGUUCAGCCCGGUUCAGCUUGGGUCCAUGGUGCUCCAACAGCCCCAGCCGGUUCAGCAGCUAGGGCUUGGUGUCUCAGAAACCAACAUGGGAAUGUUGGCCUCCAUUAAUGCAUAUAGUGGAGGUGGAAAUAGGGUUGAUUUGGGCAUGAACUUGGAACAACAUCAACAACAUCAUCACCAACAUCAUCAACAUCAUCAAAACCAACCUCAAACAAGUGAAAGUGGAGAUGAAAACCCCACAGCCUCCCAAUAGUUUCAAGAAUCGUUCAAACACCAGACACAAUGAGUCGUUGAGUUAUCGGAAUUUACUCGACUGUACUGUCGAGCCUGAGCGUGAGGGCUCAGGGCUCAGGGCAAGGGAGUGAAUUUUACCUUUUGUGGGCAAGAAUUGUUCAAAAACUUCAUGCAAACUUCUAUUUUGGUUGAAUUAUUGAAGAAUUUAGUGGAAUUAGGACAAGAAUUGAAUGUGGGCAUUGUGUAAAUAAUGUUGUCUCAAUCCUUUCUUUUACCUAUGACUGUUCAUGGUAGUUAGAGAUAAGGUUUCAAAUGUCACUAGUUGUGUUAUGGUUCAUUGUUUUUUGGGCAUUUUUGGAGCUAAGCUAAGCUAGCAUGGAGAAGUGUUUGGGUUUGAAAUGGAAGGUUGAGAUGAAUUGAUAUGAUGAUGGAUGGGGCUUUUGCUUUUGCCUUUUGGAUUCUCUUUGAAGAUAACAUAAAGAAAAUUAAAAUUCAAUCAUGUAUGUCCUCAAAUCUUGAUAAUUGAGUCAAGAUUUCUCCAAUCAAACAUGCACCCAUUGCAUGUAUGUCAAAUGUACAUAAUGGAGGUGUUGUUUGUCCA
Molecule: messenger RNA, 2225 nt
Organism: Ipomoea nil (Japanese morning glory)
Lineage: Eukaryota; Viridiplantae; Streptophyta; Magnoliopsida; Solanales; Convolvulaceae
Product: transcription factor TCP23-like
Exons: 1
Coding region: 360-1643 (427 amino acids)
Cellular component (GO): nucleus
Molecular function (GO): DNA-binding transcription factor activity; sequence-specific DNA binding
Source: RefSeq, a predicted model, not a curated record